Molecule: messenger RNA, 3711 nt
Organism: Hemicordylus capensis (graceful crag lizard)
Lineage: Eukaryota; Metazoa; Chordata; Lepidosauria; Squamata; Cordylidae
Gene: CHMP4C
Product: charged multivesicular body protein 4C
Exons: 5
Coding region: 466-1119 (217 amino acids)
Biological process (GO): late endosome to vacuole transport via multivesicular body sorting pathway; vesicle budding from membrane
Cellular component (GO): ESCRT III complex; cytoplasmic side of plasma membrane; multivesicular body
Source: RefSeq, a predicted model, not a curated record
GGCUUCUAGGGAGUACAGCAACGCAAGCCUAUGCUUGUGCACUCUGAAAUAAGCGCUGUUGAGUUAAAGGGAAUAACUUAACUCUUUAGUGAGUGAAAACAGAAUCGGAUCCUAGGGUUUUCAUCUAAGGAAAACAUUGUUGCUCUUUUGGUGGGACGUCGCCAUUUGCACUUAGACUUCGUUGGCGGAGGUACGCCAUACUCCUCAGGGCGAAACACCUGCCGCAGGUGCGUGUCAGUCACGUGGCUCUCAGCCCCGGGAGCAGCUGUUUCCUUUCCUUCCCGGCUGACGCCACUCCGUUGCCGCGGACGGACGAAGCUAGGAAAUGCAGUUCCUGCUGCUCUUGGCUUGUUGUUGAGCCCAGGGGGGGAAAGUUUGAAGGAGGCACAAGAUCUGCUCUGAGAAACGGAUAAUUUCACCUUGACUGUCGCGCGGAGUCGAUCCCCAAAAGACGGCAGGGCCAAGAUGAGUAAGAUCCAUAACUUCUUCAAGGGCGGAGGAGGCAAGGGGAAAAGCAAAGGAGGGCCCACUCCCCAGGAAGCCCUAGCCAGGUUGCGGGAAACGGAGGAGAUGCUCACCAAGAAGCAAGAGUAUUUGGAGACAAGGAUCGAAAAGGAGCUGGCAUUGGCUAAGAAGCACGGCACCAGAGACAAAAGAGCUGCACUGCAAGCACUGAAGAGAAAAAAGAGAUACGAGAAACAGUUGACUCAAAUUGAUGGGACACUUUCUACCAUUGAAUUCCAACGUGAAGCGCUUGAAAACUCCUACACUAACACAGAAGUGUUCAAGAACAUGGGCUAUGCUGCCAAAGCCAUGAAAAAAGUACAUGAAAAUAUGGACCUGGACAAAAUUGAUGACAUGAUGCAAGAUAUCACUGAACAACAAGAUAUUGCUCAGGAAAUCACAGAAGCUCUUACACGAAAAAUUGGUGAUGAUUUUGAUGAGGAUGAAUUGCUGGCAGAACUAGAGGAAUUGGAGCAAGAAGAACUCAAUAAUAAAAUGACAAAUGUCAGGUUACCAAGUGUACCAGCCACACCACUACCUUCAAAACCUGCAUCUUCAAAGAAGAAGGUGGAGGAUGAAGAUGACAUGAAGCAGCUGGCAGCAUGGGCUUCUUAACACCAAGUCACACGUUUCUCACAAGGCUAUGGGAAGAGUUCAUGGAACUGUGUGUUGUGUUUGACACAGUGCAGCUGUGUUGAUAAGACCAGUAUUGGUCCUGGUAGGGUUUUUUUGUAUGUACUUAUUUUUGUUUCUUAAAGAGCCAGGAUUACUCGAGAUCUGCUGCUUAAAAUGCUGUUUCACUUUCAGAUGUAGCCUUGCUUGAUUUUCUCUUGUACAUAUUUAAGGAGCCAGAUGACACUUGUCUUGCACACAAAAGUGUACUGGGUAGUCUAUUCCUACACAGUAUUAUGCUGUGACACCAAAGCUGUGUGUACAGGCAUGUGUGUAUCAGACUUAAAUUUAGUUAAGAAAUAAAUGAGUUCAAUUCCAUUAAAACCAGCAAGGCUGAGAGCUGAUCUGCACAACUUGUUUGGACUCAUGGCACCUGCUGAUCUCUUUAAUCCUUUGCAGCUUUUUGCAAAAUCUGUUUGUUGCAGAGGAUAGUAUAAUGAGAAUCUUCUCCUAACAGCAGCUUGUCAGUGGGGCAGGCUGCCAAUUGGGCUUUGGAACCUCAUUCUUUGGAGGUCUUCAAAAGACGUUUGUAAUGGUUGAUUACAUAGUCUGUUAGGUCCAACUUAAAUACUAUUGUAUAGUGCAAAUGUUUUUCCAGGCCCUGCUCCAUUGGAUUUAUUUACCUUAUAUGAGGUAGCUACUUCCAUGUAGCUACUUACUCACUCAAGCUCUGGAACAGGAAAAAUGAAGAAUCCUGCAGCACCUUAAAGACUAAGACACUUAUUGGGGCAAGAACGCACUUUGUCAGUGUGUUUUGACAUAUACUUUGGACAUAGCCUUUGUGUUUCAAAGAAACACUAUGCCAUUUAAAAUACAGGAUAAAAUUUGGCUCAGAGAAGGUAGCAAGCCAUAUGAAACUGACCUUUCAUAUGAGAUAAUUAACUCAGCUUUAGUACAUUUUAACUUUUUAAAAAAAGUGAUGGUGGGGUGGCUUGCGUCUGUGACCAGCCAACUUAAAAUUGAUUUAUCAAACUAUUUAAUGGAUGGAGCUCACAGCUAACUAAAUCAGAAGGCUUAAACACUAAUAUAUCUAGAUUGGAUUGUAACCGGAGAGUAGAUGAGAGCAUCUCUCUGUGUUUCAUACUUGUUACUUUAAUGUUGAAUCUUCCAUAUGAAGUCUUCAUACUGAGACAUCCUACUGCUGGUUCAGUAAACCCAGAGCCAAAAUGUUCACCAAUAUACUGAAGGGGGGGGGAGGGAUAUUUCAUUGUAUGUCUGUACUCCCAGGAAACAUGACUGAGUGUCAUUCCUGUAGGAACCUUGGAUCAUCUAGGUUACAAAAAGAUGAUAUAUUUCACAACUUAAGUUAUUCAGACUUGUGAUUGUUCAAGAUUCAAUAAAACUCAAAGUUUCCAGCACUGCAUUUCUUGGUUACAGUCCCAGAAGAAGUGGACUAGUGUGACAAGAGAUUCUGUGCAUUCUGGACAAGGUGUGGGGAAUUGUUCAGACAUCCUUCAAAAAGACAAUGUAGAAGGAGUUUAAAGCCACAACAAACUCUUUGCAGUUCCAAAAUGCAAGCAAUGCUGCAAGUAUCUAGUGCUCCAAGGAAGAGUGAGGAUGACCUUUUGGGUCCUUGGAGGAAAUGGUUGCACCUGAAAAACUGAUUGGAUAUUGAUUACAAAUGAGUACAGCUUCUCUUCUGUUUGACUGAAUUUUCUUCAGGAGAGUUCACAUUCCUAAGGCUUGUGAUAAGGUCCAAUUUCAAUAUGGCUGGUAUGCUAGCCUAAGGCUCUCCAGCUGUUGGACUACAAUUCCCAUCAUCCCCAGGUUGGUUUCUCUUGCCAUAGAGAGAAGUGAAGUGUGACAUCCACCCGUACCCCAACAAUUAUAUUUUGAAUUCCAAUAACAUAGACUACUGAUGGUGACCUGAUUAAUUCUGAUUAUUUUCCUGGGUGCAGAUAUAUUCUAUGCUCUAAUACAGGGUGUAGGCAACCUUGGUUCUCAUUGCCAAACUACAACUCCAGCACCCCCAGCUACAAUUUGGGGUGUCUGGGGAUGCUGGGAGUUGUAGUUCAGCAACAGCUGGAGAGGUAAAGUUGCCUUUGCUCUAAUGCAAUGACACUUAGGUUCUAUAAACUGCUUUCCUCCUCUCCUCCCUAAGUUUUACUUGUUUUCAGUAUACUAGCAAACAUCUUUUGAGCAGAGUGGGAAUCCCUAGAGUCCAGAGCGCACAUGUGUAAAGGAUGUUCUCAUAGGGAGGUUUAUCAAAUGGCAGAACAGUGGAGGGCACAGCCUGGCGGUAGCAGUAGUAUAGAAGAAUGUAAGACGAGACUAAAAUACUGCCAUAUAUGUGGGUCUUUGAAUCCCAGCCAUUAUUUGUGCCAACAGACUUGUGUAUCUAGAUACUGCUAAUGAAAAUGUCUGUUUUACAAUUAAAACAUUGGAUACAGUGUUAGGUGUCUAAAAUUCCUUCUGAAAAGCAAUGUUCUCUCUUUGCAACUUCUCAUAGCUGAUGUCUUCUGAUUUAGGCUGAGAUUUUAAAUGUUAUGUUUAAAAUGUUAAUUUGUAUUAUUGUAAAUUAAAAUGCUAUUUGUA